UUUUCUAUGGUUUCAAAAUGUUCCUCUGAUUUAUAUAGAAUAAGAUUCUCUUAUUUUCUUUCUCUUUGGUUUGUUACAAUGCAUACAACAUUUCUUUAGCCGUUGUUUUCAAAUAAGGAUAACAUGCACGCCAGGUGUUUGUUAAUAUGCCUCAUAUUUGUUAACCGGUUGUUUCUUACUGUGGUGCACACCAACUGUUUGCUCUUUUGUUUCCUUGUCUUGUAACCAAAUGUGAAAUUUAAAUGCUUUUCAUGAACAGAGAACAACAUUAAUCAAAAGGAAGAAUCAUGGAUGUCGAUUCUCAACCAACAAUGGAGGAAACGGUUCUUGUUGGAGAUGAUCUGAUGUUAGGACCACCAUCACCAAUCAUUCCACCUGAAAUUGCUUCACAUGUUCUUGAAGGUGUUAAUUUGUGUGAUGGGAUUUUGAGAAACCUUUUUUUGUGCCUCCAAGUUAAUGAUAUAGAGCCAUUUUGUCAAGAAGAGAUCGCUUUGUAUCGAGAAUGUGCGGAGAAAAGGGAUAAGGAACUAAGAAAACGUCUUCAAGGUAGCGAGUAUAGAUUAGGGUUAUCAAUGCCUUUAGAUCAAGCAAAAGAAAGAGCUUCUCAACUAGAGUCCGAAACCACAACUUUAGAGAGGCGAUUGAUUCUUGCAAGUGGGAUGGAAGGAGCAGAAGGGUUUCGCCAAAGAUGGAGUUUACAUGGUCGGCUUACAGAUACCAAGAAAAGAACGGAGGCAUUAAAGGAAGGACUUGAAAAUAGGAAAAAAGAUGAUGAACCGGUUGCAGUGAGUGUUAAAGGUUCAACAGGAAAAAGAUGGUUGUUUUGGUGAAAGUAGGAAAGACUAUUAUUUGAUUACCUAACCCAAAAUAAUUAUUUAAAAAAACAAUACAUGUUUAUUUUUAUUCAAAUAUUAAAUGGUGUAUGGGUAAAAUGUUGGUUGAAUGAUUAAAUAAUUUUUUUUUUC
This is a messenger RNA of Lactuca sativa (garden lettuce), 965 nucleotides long. RefSeq lists its product as uncharacterized. NCBI's taxonomy places the organism in Eukaryota, Viridiplantae, Streptophyta, Magnoliopsida, Asterales, Asteraceae. The record is from RefSeq and is a predicted model, not a curated record.